AUGAGACUCAAGGCGACCAUUCAACGAAACCUCCUCUUCUUCAAGCUGGCACAAGCUGUAGAGAAGGUCGGCAAGUCGUUGUACAUCAAGUUCUCAAAGGACUUUGUCGCCUUUGGUGCCAACCACGGUAUUGGCGAUGAUCCAAAUGAAGGAGGAGGCGGACUUCAGUGCUGGUCGCGACUCCCAGCGGUAAAUACCCGUCUCACACUACGCCAAUCGAUCAUCAUUCGCGACAAAAAGAUCCAAUCACUGAUGGGCGCGUUAUUCUAUGGAUACCAGAUUCACUCAAACUCGAACGACGAGAUCAACAUCGAGUUGAAGGCUGAGGACCUACUCCUGGCCAUGAAGUCUGCCAUUAACUCGUCCUCGGUCACCAUGCGCAUGACCGGUCGUACCGCUGACCCUUACCUCACCUUUGUCGUCACUACCGAGGAUCACUUGGGGAAUGCGAGGCCGAUUACGCUUGACAUCCCCAUCCUCAAGAUUCUGACAGCGUCAGGAGCAGAGGACACUCACGCAUUCGAUGAACCGGGUAUCGACGACCCAGAUGUAUACAUCAUGCCUCCGCAACUGGAUCGACUCCGGAAUAUGCUGACGAGUUACAAGGGUCUUUGUGACUAUGUGGUCAUCUCUGCUAACCUUCAGGGUGACAUGGUCUUUACUACUUCAAACGGAGAUAUCCUUGAUGACCGUGAUGUUCCCUCCUUGACUCCUCCUCAAACACGCACAUUAUCUUCUGGAUCGCGUCGAGGUGGUGGUAAUGAGCCCAGUGCGACUGAGCAGAUCAUGAGACGGUAUGGAGAAGCAGAGAAGGCUCAGGUCGAGACCCGGUUCUCGAACCUCUUCAACCCACCUCUGGCAGAGGCGCCUCAGAGAAAUACUGAUGGGACGUAUGACAGCAGGCGUGAUGAGCUGAAGGCGGAUAGGACGAUUAAUCGGCCGGGCAAAUUUGACAGUGUCAUGAUCCGAGUCUCGGAUCUGCAGCGUGUCCUCCAGAGCCAGAACGUCCGUCCCCAAAACGUCAUCUGCAGUUUGCUAGACAACCAGUCGAUCCUGUUUAUGGUGUACAUGCGAGACACGGAUAAUGCGACCCUCGUCUAUUUUAUCCCCCAGGCCGGCUGCAUCUGA
Linnemannia hyalina is the source of this 1128-nucleotide messenger RNA. The record is from the annotation of a GenBank genome assembly. Lineage: Eukaryota; Fungi; Mortierellomycota; Mortierellomycetes; Mortierellales; Mortierellaceae.